CUUGAUCCAUACUCUACAUGUGUACGAAAACCGAUUUUGAAAAUAUUACUUCGUUAUUUUAUAAAAAAUCGAAAACCAAAAAGUGAGGAAAUGGAUCCAGUUUCGCCUUAAACCUUAACAGCCUCCUAAAACCUACUGAAAUAUCCAGAAACUACUUCCAAAUGCCCCUGAAACCCUCUAAAACCGUUCUAGACGCAUUAAAAUGACUUGAAAUCCCGCUUAAUGCUUUUUGAGACUCCCUUGAAAUUCUAUAAAGUUCUCUCAAACCCUCUGAAACGCCUUGUAAUGCAUUGAAACUCCUUUGAAACAUAACCUUAAAUCGACGUGAAAGCAUCCUAAAACCCCAGGAUAUCACUACCAGAACCCCUGAAAAUCCCUGAUACCACCUAAAAUCCUUGAAACACCCGGGAAGCCAUCCGAAACCCUUCUAAAACUCCCAUAUUGGCCCAUGAUACUUAAAAAUAAAAGUCCAACAAAAUUGCUGCAAAAAGUUCGACAGACUUUUGACUACCAGGGAACCCUUCAACAAUGCUAGCCACAUACAAAGUGUGUCCAAUAGGGUGACCAACAUUUCCGCGAAAACAAAUGUGAAGUUUGACUCCUAAGGUGGCGCCCACCGAGCUUCAAGUUAGUAUUGCAAAACUUGGCCAAAUGUAUCGCGGUAUUUUCCGACUCUAAAGUCCCGAUUCAUUAUUAUCAUAUCACAGUAGAAUUUCGCACACGACUUCAAAGCGGCUAACGUACACAUUUCAUGACAUGUCAGGUCAUGACAUGGACGUCUGCUGUUCAACAGUUAAGCGAAAUACGUUUGAUUGGUUGGUGUUAAACGUAGUUGGAAAAUGAUAAAUAAUUGGAUUUUUAUAAAUGAUCACAGAAAUCCGACGUAUGUGGAAAAAGUUAUACCCUAGGUCAGGGGUUUUCAGACCUUUUGAUUCGCGGUGCACUUUUUGGAAAUAAAUCGCUUCGCGAUGCAAAUGUCCAUUAUUCACAAAACCAAUUUCAAACUUGUGAAAAAGCUGACGUAUUUUUUUAGCGAAUUCCAGAUGCAUACACUCGUCGUUAAACAUUUUUCCACACUUGCAUUUUUUUUUCAUUCCAGUUUCGGAGCAAAGUUAAGUGACACAGUUAUACUUAUGACACACAUGUGAUACAAAAAUCACUGUACAAUUGCGCUUCAAAUGAGUGCCAUUCUGAAAAUUCUCUCUGUUCAAGUCAGCCUUGUUAGAUUUUUUUUGACAUUGCGUACCGUUGUACAGGAAUCACACUCGUAUCACAUGUCUGCCCGGGGUAUUAUUCAACUUGAAGUAUUUUCUUGCUCAGAAUAUUUCUGAAAACUUUCAGACUAGAUCUUAAUUAACCAUCUUCGUACAUUACAUGACGCACCCAGCUGUCGUAGAAUUCCUGGUCAACUGAUUUAAAUAUCAGUGAUAGAUUACUUCUCUAGCAUUGAACUUAACCUCCGAAAUAUUAGAUAGGUUUUCUUAGAGUUUUAAGAGAAUUAAUUGAAAAAGAUUGCAAAUUCCUUGUAGAAUGCUUGUAAAUAUCCAUGGCGAGUUUUAAGAAAAAAUAUGAUUUUUAUAUCAACAGUUUCAGUAGAUUUGACUCUUGGUGAAUAUCUGAGAGGUUUUUUUUUUACUGGAUUCAAUGGUAACUCAUCGGCGCGAAUCAUGGAAAUUUUACUCUCACUCUCUUGGAGCACCUUCCAAUAGUUUUUCCAUGGAACCCUUGUUCUAAUUAAUUCGAUUGAUUUUUCAUCAAACAGUUAAAAAAUUUCAAUAUGCAAGACUUUUUCGAAGUGUCGCGGUGCACGAUCUGAAAAUCCCUGCCCUAGGUAAAGUGAGGCGAAACAUAUAAAUUGCAUUAUUGAUGCGAUACUUUUACAUGCACUGGAAAAGCAAUCAUAAUGUUUUUCCUCACUUUUCUUAGGGUAUAACUUUUUCACAGCUAUCGAAUCACCUUGCGGUCUUCGACAAAGUUGUUUGACCAACAAAAAUACAUUUAAAAAAAUAUAAUUGAAAGCUUACAGCGCCAUCUAUAAAGGCUGACAUCUAAAUAAAACAAAUGAUUUCUUCAUACGUUGGGCCAAGUUUUUCCCAUACUAACUUCAAGCUCAUUGAACGCCCCCUUUGACAACUGAUUCAGUGAGGGGCUUUUGAAUUUUUGAAAUGUCAUGGUCUUCAUAUAGGUGCGGGAUCAUUUUUUUUAAACAUUAUGCGGUUUCUGAGCAAUCUGAUACCUGUUCAAAUUUAAAAAGUAUUUUUAAAUUCUAUCUAAUGCUAAUAUUACAUAGUAUGAAUCAAACAUUUUGUACAAUUCAGCGUUACACUGACAAAAUGCAAUACUUUCAAACAUUAUAAACUAGUCUAUCUGAAAACAAAUGUAAACAUAAUGAAAUGAAGAAGAUAGACCGUAAACAAACGCAUUUCAUUCAUUACUACUACUGGCUUGAUUGACGGUCACCCAUCUAUCUAGCUGCGUAGCAGUAAUCACACUUGUUCACAACACAUGUGCACAAAGCAAGCAGCUGUUUCAGUACAACAACUCCAACGCUUGCACUGCACCUCAGGGUACGAGAGGUGUGGGCGUGGGGCAGAGAUAGCGAAGGAGGGGGUCGUGCAAAUUUAUCGUGAACAAGCAAUGAUUCAUCGUGCGACCUACACCUACCUACCACAACACGCACAUCGAUUACACGCUUCAUUGUGUUGAAGCUAGACCUAUUUAUUUAGCGAUCUACUCUGUUUGGCUAAAACAAAACAUAGGUAACAUACAAUUUUCACCUUUCGAUCAAUCCAAUCGAAUCACCGAACGGGGAAAGAUGAAUGUGUGGCACAAGGUGAGAGAGAGAAAAUCAAUUCAAUUGUGAUCGCGAAACUGCAGCUUGAGACAGUCUGUGUGGGUAGGCGAACAGAGGGUGAAAUGGGCAAGAUAAUGUUUUCUAACAUCUUGCAUGAUUAUUGCACAGAGAAACAGACGUAACACUUAGAACAACUUUUAUCAAAAAACAUCGUCACGAAAACUUAAUCGCCCAAUGCUAAACCUACUGUAUUUGGCCGGGCUACCACUAGGUGGCGAAAGUGAACAAACGUCAAACUGGAGCAAAAACGAUGCCAGUACCGCGAGUGGUCAAUUGACCAACUACUGAAUAUUUGAAUCAAUCGUUUAAAAGGUGAUCGAUGGGAAGCGAUCAGAGUGUGGCAUCUGCUCCUCUGUGUUAGAAAGUUUUGAAGAUUUCAAGUCAUAUGUCGAGAAUCAUACGGGAGAACGCAUCAAGAGAAUCAGGACGGACAACGGGAAAGAGUAUGUCACCCAUACGAUGCGACGGUUUUAGGAGACAAGCAGGAAUCCACCACGCAACGACGGUUCCGUAUAGUUCUAAACAAAACGGACUGGCAGAGCAAAAGUCCUACGUCGUUAUUUGGUCACCGACAAAAGGUCUACCAGUCACCCCACAUGUAAACGUCUCGACCUGUCAUACCUACGAUUUUUGGAAGUGAGGUCAUGGUAUACAGGGUGUUAGGUUCCCGAGUGCAAACUUUUUAAAGGGUGAUAGAGGACCAUAAAUGGAGAAAAAAAUUGUUCUACGCAUAUGGUCAAAUCUCAAUCGCUACGUAGUUAUUGAACUUCCCAUGUUUAUGACUCUUAUUGCCUUAACUGGCAAUAAAUUGAAAAUGGUCAAACUUAUCGAAGUUUUUUUACCCUUAUUCGAAAGAUUAUUGAAUUUUCUAACAAAUGGCAUCUUUGAAUCGAUUGGUUUAGUUAAAUAACUAAGUUUUCUAGAGCAAAAUAGCUAAAAAUAGUGUAUUUUUAUUGGUUUUUGUCAAUUAUCUUUGAAACAUGCGUAAUAAAUUAAAAUUCUUUCUUUGGCAAAGUUGUGGCUCCUGUUACACUCUACAAUUCGUUCUUUGACACCAAACUUCUUUCUCUUAUCGUUUUGUUGCAAUUUCGGUUUUAACAUCGCAUUUCAGAUCAUAAAUUUGCAACUGUCAUGGAAAGCACUUUUUUGCGCAUUGUGCCACACAUUUAAAUCAAAAUUGCAAGAAAACGAUAAGAUCUAGAAGUUUGGUGUCAAAGAACGAAUUGUAGAGUGUAACAGGGGCCACAACUUUGCCAAAGAAAGAAUUUUAAUUUAUUACGCAUGUUUCAAAGAUAAAUGACAACAACCAAUAAAAAUACACUAUUUUUGGUUAUUUUGCUCUAGAAAACUUAGUUAUUUAACUAAACCAAUCGAUUCAAAGAUGCCAUUUGUUAGAAAAUUCAAUAAUCUUUCGAAUAAGAGUAAAAAAACUUCGAUAAGUUUGACCAUUUUCAAGUUAUUGCCAAUUAAGGCAAUAAGAGUCAUAAACAUGGGAAGUUCAAUAACUACGUAACGGUUGAGAUUUGACCAUAUGCGUAGAACAAUUUGUUUCUCCAUUUAUGAUCCUCUAUCACCCUUUAAAAAGUUUGCACUCGGGAACCUAACACCCUGUAUAGAUACACUUCCCUAAGGAGAAAAAAGCAAAUUAGAUAUGAGGUCAGAACGAGAUGGGCUGCAGUGAUAAUCCGAAGGCAUACAGAGUAUAUAAAACUUUAAGACUCAAGACGUAGCAAUCAGGCGUGCCGUGAUCUUUUUGGAUGCUCCUUUCCAAAUGAUUGUGCAAAACGAGGUUUCAGAGGAGGAGCUCGCAAACGACGAAGAGGACGACCGGCCGGCACAAGAUCAGCUCAGCGAACCAGAUACCGUGCAGUUCAGAAAUGCCGAUGACACGCUGAUCGGUGCCGAUUUGGAUCUACUGCGUCUUAAACGCAAAAGAGACAAAUCGUACAAAAAAUGGCGUAGAAAUGAAAAUUUCAGAAAUUGGCUAAGGUACAAGGUCGCGCGCAAUAAAUACUCGCAAGGAAUCGAAAAAGCAAAUGAUAGAAAAGUUUUUGAUGAAGCACCUCGGAUUGGCUAACAAAGUGCUUGUAAUCCGAGUGACGCGUCAGAAGGGCAGCGUUCGCUUCUUGGUUUGCUCAUACCAGGAACUUCAACGAUGUCAACUACGUUAUCAAAGGCCCACGAUUAAGUUUCGAUUUGAAAAUGUUCCUGCGCAUUCGUUCUAUCUGUGAUGCUACGAUGCUUCAAGCUGAUUUGAAUGCCUUCACAAACUGGUGCAGUUUGAACCGUAUGGUAGUUAACCCUGAAAAAUGCACCGUUAUUUCGUUAACUAUCAGUUACACGGGACAAAACUUCAACGAGCUGACCAUGUGAAAGACUUAGGUGUAAUUCUGGACAUUCAGCUGACUUUCAAACACCGUUUGUCGUAUGUUAUCGCGAAGGCUUCUAGGACUCUAAGAUUCAUCUUCCGUAUUACCAAGGACUUCCCGGAUAAAAACUAACCAUAGGGUGUUUGGUGAAAACCAUUCCUGCACCAUACAGUGUACCAGCUACAAUAAUGUAUAUUGUAAUGAAAUGAUUCGCUAAAAGCUUCGCACAUUGUAGCUACUAUACAUUUACAUUCGAUUUUUAUGUAACAAUCAGGGUUUUGAAUUCUCACUCUUUUUCGCGAUUGAUAAAUAUUCACUCACUAGAAUUUUCAGUGAAAAUAUGAUUUUCAUUUUCUUACUCACGAAAUUAUCUCCGAAAAUCUUUUUUCUCUCACGUUUGAUGCAAUGAAAAAUCGUAAACAAUGUUCGCCGAUGAAAUGUAUUUCUCACUCUCAGACAAUUCUUCUCACUAGAGAUGACUCACUACGAAAAUUGAUAUUCUCAUCCUUCAUUGAGCGAACUGUCAAAAACUGUAAACAUUGCGGUCGUUUCAUAUUGCAAAGCCUCUGUGGAAGUAAUCGUGUUGCGGAAAAUGGAUCCUCCAAAUUCGAGAAAGCGACGAGGCAUUGCGGACAUCAUCGAAAGCGUAACAAAAAAGUUGGCAUGCGGUGGAUUUCGGUGUGCUGCUGUUGAAAAUUGCAGCUACACACAAGCGACCUACAGCGUAGGAAAUUUGAAGCGCCACAUUCAAAAGCUACAUCCGAGAGAGUAUGAAAUUUUGAAUCUUGGUACCAGUCAAAGUAAUGCUCAUCCAGCAGAACGUCAGGAUCCAAAAAUCUCUGUGCGAAUGUCCCGGGAACGCCUAUUUGGUGGAGUGAUCAAGUGUGUAUCUCUUCAUGGGUUACCAUUUUCGUUCAUCCACCUCGAAGGAAUAAAGGAUCUGGUUGAUCCUUACUGUGAAGCCUUGAAAGUGUCCAUCAACGACAAGAACGUCCACCAGUAUUUGGGAAAAGUCGCCUCUGCUAUUGAUACCAUCAUAAAAGAUGAUGUCUGCGGCAAGAUGAUAUCAUUAAAAAUUGAUGCUGCCUCAAAAAUGUAUAGAAGUGUGCUUGGAAUAAACGCCCAGCUCAUAACGGAAGAAGGCGAGUAUAAAAAGUUAACGCUCGGUAAGCAUUGACCAUGUUUUAUUCAUCACAGUAUAUACACAGACAAACAGACGUAACACUUGCGAAAUUUCCAUCAACCACGCUUUUAACGAUCAUUUUAAAUUCUCAUAGUUGUGGCUUUCACAACCAGAAGCGCGCGCAUCGUUUUUCUAUGCGUUUGACGUUUCACACUAGCGCCUUCUGUUGACGAUAUUGCACAACACAGUGAUUCGUGCAACUUUUCCACCAGGUGAUGGUAGUGUGAACUGGGCGAUGGAUUUCCAUGAAAGUCGUUCAAGGUGUUACGUCUGUUUGUCUGUGGUAUAUAGCCAUUACAGUUCUUGACUAUGGUACCAAUACCACAAGUUUUUCCCAGUUAUUAUCCACAAUCUCUAAUUGAAUCGUAGGUAUGGUUGAACUUCACGAUCGUCACACGGCUACAAAUUUGAAAGACGAGGUUUAUCAAAAGUUGGCGGAAUUGAACAUCGACAUCAACCAAGUAUACAGCGUCACUGUUGAUAAUGGACGCAACAUGGUGAAAAUGGUACAUUUGAUGGAGAAGGACACUACAGAAGACAUCGAACAGUACCUCGAUUGUAGUGUAGACGGCAGCAUGCAGAAAACGGACGAAGAAACGCCUAAUGGUGUAGAUGGCCUCGAAGAUUACGAUGACACCAUGGAAGGGUUCUUGAAUGAUUUGAAUGACCUCAUUUGUGGACAUCAAGUAGCAUGCAUACGCUGUGGUGCGCAUACUGUGCAGCUAGUGGUCUCCGAUGUGUGCAAAGACGAGGUUCAUCAAAGGAAUAUCAAAGCUAUCACCAAGAUAGUUGUGGCGUUUCAUAACACCAAGUACAAAAAUUUUUUCGAGGUUUCUGGUGGAAAAUAUCCGUCUAUUCCUGGUCCAACAAGAUGGAAUUCGAACUUUCUUAUGCAACAAAGCCUACUGAACAGCAAGGAUUUCUUCGAAAGGCUUGGUUGUGAAUAUGCCGAACUGGAUCUAACAACAUACUGGGAAUUCAUUGGAUCAUUUGUGACGGCGUUCGAACCACUAUAUGAUUGCACUUUGGCAAUCCAAAAAGAAACAUGUACCCUCAGCGACUUUUUUGGCUUUUGGAUGACUGCAUUUGGAAGAGUAGCGGCGCUGGAAACCAAUAUUUUCAGAGCAACAAUCCUGGCAUCAAUGGAAAUUCGAGAAAAAGCCUUGUUCGACAAUUAUCCUUUUCAAGUAGCGGUGUAUAUGGAUCCUCGAUUUUCAUUUUAUGGAUCGAAAAUAUUUUCGUGUUCACAUAAAGAACGCAUAAUUGUAAGUUUUGAAAAUCAACAGGCUACUGUUUUUGAGUUCAAGCCAUAAAUAUUCUUUUUAAGGACUAUCUGCUUGCGCUCCACAAAAAGAUCAACAGAACCACACGUCAGGAAUCAUCAACCCCUCCGCCGGCGGAAGAAGCUGUGCCAUCAUCAUCGCAAGGAAGGUUUAGCUUAAACAGCUACCUAUCUGCACGACUCGGAGAAACUUCAGCAACCACUCCGCAAACGAGCACGUGGGAAAUGAAAUUGAGGAACGUGCAAUAUCAACAACGGGUGGAUGCUGAUGUUCCGAAUUUCAAUAUCGUGCAAUACUGGGCACAAAGGCGCUUCGAAGAUCCUGAACUUUGGCAGUUGGCCAAGGUCGUGUUUGGAGCAGCUUCGACGCAGUGCAGUGUAGAACGCGACUUCAGUCAAUUCAAUAUCAUACUCACAAAACCACGAAACCGAAUGAAGGACGAAAAUCUGGAAAACGUGUUGAAGAUAAAGGCGAACAAAGGUAUAUUCCAAAGGGCCCUCACGUUGGCCAUAAACGAAUGAUUUAAGAGAUUCAUUUUAAACUGGUUGAGGUAACUGACUAUGACGCGGCGUAUAAUAAUGAACUGAAUUAACGCCCACCAUGGUCUCACAAUUUAAAUCUUUAAAUAACUUUGUUAUCAAAAGUUCCAAUAAAAUAAACCUGAUUUCACGAAAAAAAAAACGGAAGUCUAUGCUGUAGUAAAAAAGAAAAUCAUUGUCCCCUUAUAGAUACAAGACAACUCUAAACGAUAACUCAAAAAGAAUAGACAAAGGAUUGCUUGAUUACAUUACGGCUUACAACAUAGAUAUCUAUGUAUCUCAAAAAUGUAUCUUACUUUUUCUUACACUACCAUUCUUUUUUGAUAUAAUUCAAACUUUUUCAUUUAGUAAGACCACGUAUAUAGUUUCUGGGUCCAAUUUUCGGUUAGUUUAGGAUGUCGGAUAAAUGACUGAAAGAAACCACAAAGAAUCCCGACUGAAAUCUCCAAAGGAAUGCCGGGAGGAAUCAAAAAAAGGAAUCCCGGGAGAAAUUCCUGAUGGAAUGCCGCAAAAUAUUCCUGAAGGCAACCCGGAAUAUCAUCGUCAACAUUGUUGUCGCUUCGUAAAAUAUUUCAAUGAAUGCAACCGUGACGAUAGAUCGACAAUGAUUUUUCAUUAGGGCCUAACUGACAUUAUCGAUUUCUCUUCGUCGAUGCUCUCUUUGUGCUAUUACAGAACAUGAUCGAGUUUUCCAAAGAUUUUUUGGUUUAAAUUCAUAGGGAGAACCUAUAUCUUGCAAAAGGCGCAACAAAAAUAAUAAUUUAGAGAAUCGACGAAGAGCAAACGGUGAAGUCAGUAAGGCCUUAAAGAAAAAUCAUAAUCGAGACAUUCGCAUAAAGACCGUCUUUAUUUGGACUUAGGUACCUACUAUAUUUUUAUAUCUAUUGAUUGAUGCACCAAGCGAAAAGAAAAGGAAGUUUUGACAUCCAAGCGGUGUGCCGUUUACAUCCAUGGACCAAUCAGCGACGAGGAUCUCAUCGGCGGCACACCGCUCGGAUGUCAAAACUUCUUCUUCUUUUCACUUGGGUGCAUCAAUCAAUAUACAGAAUACAUAAGGAGUUGUCAUAUUUCCACGGCGUCAAUAUAAUUUCGAUUAUUAUUCACAGGGUAAGUGUACCAGUUAUCGUUAUAGUAGUUUCUUAUUAAAUAACUGUUGGUCAAUGAUCCUAGAUAUUUGAAAGAUUAUCAAGUUGAUUGUUUCCGUGUUUAUUUAUAAUUGAGAUAUAUGUUGCCAUGUUACAUUCAAAUAUUCAAAUAGUUCACUACGAAAACAUCGAAUAAGGAAUAGCUUUAACUAAGACACUUACUCUUACAGCAUGGAAGCCUUUUUUAAUGAUCCUCACAUUGAUUGCUCGCUGCGCUAUGUGGUGAACACUGCAUCCAGAAAGUAGCCAAAGCCGGAAGGGUAUGGUGGGCAGGGCAUACUGCAAGAAUGCCGGAUAGCAACCCUGCAAAAAAUGUGUUCGGAAGAAAUCCGGAUGGUUCAAAACAACGGACAAGGUGGGCUGACCAAUUCGAGAGUGAUUUGACGAGCGUGGGAGGAUCCCGAAGUUGGAGAGGAGCAUCAUUAAACCGAAAUGUGUGGCGUUAUCCAUAGUGCUAUGAAAUUUAUAUAAACUUAUCCUAUACUAUUUGGAGCAACUAUCGGCAUGAAUAAGCCUGGUAGAAUCAAUGUAACGUAACAGUGGUAGGCGGGCUACGAAUGGACUAGGCACUUAUACGUCGCUUUGAAAGUGAACUAUUCUUACACAACUAAACAGCGCUUAACAGUACGAGUGCAUAAUCCUAGUUCCGAUGAUCAUUUGCGAAGACAUUAGAAAGUUUAUCGCUCGCUUGCUCCAGUACUCCGAGAUAAAUAUCCUCAACCAAGAGCUCCAUCUUCUCCGUUGGAUUCCUUUCCCAAAUCUGGAUUCUAGUGAAGGAAAUUUCACACCAGCAACAUUCGUAAGUGCGACCCUCACUCUCUGGUCUAGAAACGAAAUCUUGGUGCAACAUUCGAUAGUGUCGACGAUGAUUUACCGCUCAUUCCUAAAAAAAUCCUUUCCUUAAUGAACGUCAUAUUCAAGUAGUUUAUUGGAUACUUACUUAAUCAGUUAAUCCGCUCAGACAGACGACGCAGAAACAGAUUUUUUGGGGAUUUUCUUUAAGCACACGAAGGUAAAUAAAACAGAGCACGGUUUGUUGUGGUUACUUUUGGAGCAAAAGUGAAACGUCACAUCGUCGCGUCGCUUGGAAGGGUGAGGCUGAAACUUUCCAAAAUGUCCUAUCCUACAUAUGUUUUUUUUUUUAAGUUUAAUGAUGAUUGGAAACUAUUGCACAGUUCCCACUAAAUCGAACAGCACAGUAUGAAAGUGUGACGGUUGAAAAGUGUGACGAUAAGUGCAACCGCGCUCUCGGACAGCAUUUUGACGUCGAGAAAUGUCACAAAUAAGCACGUGGUGUGUGUUUCGCCUGAUUCUUUCUCGAUUUUGUUUUGAUUCUCAUCCAUCUGACAACCCGCGCAUUUGGCUUUCUUUCUUUUUUCUCACCCAGAGUCAUGACCGGGUGGCCAGUUAUACAGGUUUAUGCAUUUCUCUUGUAGAAAAAGAUCAUAAAAUGUGUAAUUUAUAAAAUUGAUAUCGGCAACCGUGCUGGAGCACAAAAAUAGUGUGAUAGAUGAAGUGCAUCAAAAAUCCAUCUUUCAAAGCAACCAGCAAUAGGUACAUUCAAAUAAUAUUGCAAAUUCAUAGAUUUUUUUUAUCAAAGUUGAAUUGAUUAUUGUUGAUGGUACUCAAUUAUUAACUGUACUUUUGCGUUAACGCGUAUAAUUCGCAACAGUCAAAGCUAUAGAUCUUUGGACAUUUUGGAAAAGAACACUAGUUUUUAAUGCGCGGUCGUCAAGAGUGAAUCACUUUUUCUUUUUCUUUUGUUUUCGUUAGGCACUGAAAAACUCCGUGAUCCGUGAGUUGUGAGAAACUGAAUGCGUGAGAAUAUAUAUUCGUUCGAGAACAAGGAAAAGUGAGAAUCCAGUUACAAAACGAUAGUGAGCCAACGAUGCAGCGAACUUGUCAACUCGCGUGAGUCAGUGAUUUUCGUUUCUCGUCAGGAGUGAAAAUUGCUAAUUUUCGUGUCGCGACAAUGAAAAGUUGAAACCCUGGUAACAAUUUAUCAUACUGUUUUUCUUACGUUUGAACCAUUCACUUUUCCGAAACAUUAUUUUUCCGUACAUUUUUAGUUAUUUUUUUCAGUUUUAGAUUUUUUUUCCGUGCUUUUUUUGUUGAUGUUUGUGACUUUUUUGAUGCAAAGAAAAGGAAAGAAAAAAAGUGAAUAAGUUGAAACAUCAAUUUAAAGUCACUAAAAUUUUUAAAUAAGUACUAAACCAGAACUGCAGAUCCAAGAGAUAUGGUGGGCUAUGUAUGUAAAGUGCGAUGAGAGGAAUACGAUUGACGAACUUUAUCUUUGACUCAGAGCCAUCUUUAACUUAUACUUUAAUCGAACUUGACAGUUUUCUCAUGAGUUGUUAUAUAUUUCUCCGUGUGUUUCAAAUUUUGGUCAAACUGGAGCCUCAAUAUCGCAAUAACGGUUAAGCACGCUGUAAUGAUACUUAUGUACCUCGUCACCCACUUCAUGCAACUACAUUAGUGGUCUAAUAAUACUUAGCGCGCUCGGCAUAGUUCCAUCAUGCCGCUCAAAGUGUUGCCAUAAAUAAUGCUUAGUUUGCGAAACCCGGUUAUGUGACUAGUGGGGCAUGGGAGCCUAAGCUUCAACUGUUAAUGCAAUCAGAGACUACUCAGACCUCGACUCAGACUUAGACGUGGGCAAUCCAAUAUAUGAAGGGUUAUCCAAAACGCUCUGGAGAAUUCCCAAAGCGCAUUCUCAUAAUGCUAUAGCAAGCCUAAGAUGCCAUUAACAGGAGGAAAAUGACGAGAUAAUAUAACAUUAUAUGGUUUACUUAAGGUGAAGCUCCCUGCAGAUCAUAACAAACAUUCUGUCUCCCUUCGAAACACCCUCCCAACCACCCACUCAAACAAAACAAACCAAGCGGUGCACAGAGUAGUGUACGGUGGCCAAAAACACGAAAGAAAAUCUCGGCUGAAUUCGUUUUGAUUAAUUUACUAGUAUUAAUUUUUCAUGUUAGAAGUUUAACGUACGUUAUAUUGACUUCGUGGACUCGUUUGCAUAACUGAGCACGACCGGGUUCACAAAAAUAUUUUUUAAUUUUUGUUGUGGUCCAGUAUUCAACGCACUUAUCGCAUUGUGCGCCGUUUUAUUUACAUGUUUUGACAAUCCUGAUUUCUCUCUUGCUGCGUCUCUCUCGAACCGUUCUACCGUGAUACGGGGUGAUAUUGAUCAAUGCAAAAAUUAAUGCACAAACAGCAAAUUAACUGUUCUUCUCCAAUUUUACAACGUGCUCGCGUGUACUUUGAACGUAAUAUUCUAAAUAUAUGCAAUCAUUGGCAAAGAUAGCUGUUUUAUCUGAUAAACGUUGACAUCGAACGGAUACAUUUCAUGCAGCGUUCAACAACGACACUUAGUUCUACGGUACGCUUUUCAGUUCGCUCUUGUUGCUUUUCUUACCGCGAUCGAAAUGGAAUUGGGUUUUCGACCACGAAUGUGAAAAAAUAACCGAUUUCGGGCGACAAAUUGUGUGUCAAAUGAAAAUGGAAAGUGUUUUCAGUAUUCCAUCAAAUUCUUGAAGUGCUAGUGUAUUUAGAAGUGCAUUUAGGCAUCAUUUGAAUAAAAUGCAAUACGCGCCCGUGGACGAAAAUAGUGCUUUGAGUGCUACGUUUUUACACGAAUCUAUGGAAAAAUAGUUAAUAUUCAAAUGAAGAUUAAGUUAUUGAAGAAGAAAACUAUUUAUGUAGCACCAGUAGCAAUUGCAUUGCAUUUUAUGCAGGUAAGUUUGCUAAAUCUAAUGCAUUUGUUCGUCGACAUCCGUACUCGUUCAAGGUUAGGGUUAGGGGAAGAAGGAAGGCAGGUGCCAGUGGGCGCCAUACCGCCUGCCAUUUUGUAACUCUAGCAACCUCGUCCUUAAUGUAAAACAAUACAACAUAACAAAAGAGAACCUUUCCAAAACCAUUUAAUUAAAUGUAUAACCAGUAGUGAAAUUACAAUUAAAAACAAUAUAUUAACAGUUCAUUUUAUUGUUUGAAACCAUACGUGUACUAUACAAUGUACGGUUUAUUAAAACCCACGUAUCAGAAUUUAUAACAAUUCAUUUACAAUAUAAUGUAUGGUUUUGCAAAAAAAUAUAUAUGGAGAAAAAUAUUUUUUUAUAUUGUUACAAUACUUAACAACCCGUAUAGAAUAUUGUAAAAAUCUUAUUUACAAUUUACUGUAUGGUGUUUACAUUACAUUUUAGUGUUUUUGUAUUUUUAUUUUUACAGUGGUGUCUAUUGUAAAAAUAUGGUUUUAAAUAGUACUGUUACAAUACAACGUUCGGUUUUUCUACUGUAUUUUUUAUUCGGGUUUACCGACGACUAUGUAUAGGCUGCGGCUUAUUUUUCAAAAGUUGUUGAAACCUGGAAUUCGUAAGCUCUUUUGGAUUCAAAUGACACAAAAAGAGAAACCUCUGAGUUCAAGCCAAAAAUAUUGAGAUUUAGAGGUCGCGCGAUCGCUUCAAAGUCGAAUUUUUGAGUAAUAAAAAGGUGUUUUCACUUCAAGUGCCAUAACUUUCUCAAUUUUCAACCGAUUUUCAAUCUUUUAUGAAUUUCUCACAAAUUAAAUUUCGAAUAAACUCGUAGAACAUCAUUUUUUCCAAAGUCACGCAAAACAUGAGUUUUUGAAGAUUUAAUUCAUUUUUUUCAUCUUUUUACAAAAAAUUUUAACUUUAGAAUCCUAUAACUUUUUAACCGUUUGACCAAUUUUAAUUUUUUUAGCUUGCUUUUUUAGAUAUUUUUGUUGCCUAAAAAUGCUGUGAAUAAACUGUACCGUUAAAAAAACGUUUCAAAAUAGAUAAAUACCAAAAACCGUUCAGAAACACGUAUUUUAUUGAAAAAAUCAGAAUUUUGGGUAAAUUUUAGUUGUUUUCAUACCUAGUUUCGGGCUCAAAGUGAAAAAAAAAAUUCUCAAUAAUCAUAUGGAAGACUUAAACUUCAGUUUUUGGAGUGUUCUGAACCAAAAAAUGUUUUCAUGUUCAAAAUGUCAGAAAAAAAAAUUGAAAAAAAAAUCCUCCAAUGUGUUCCAUAACCCUAAAUAUGAGGCUAAGUAUCUGGUUUGGGGUAAAAAAUUGCGAAUAAUCGUCAAAAACUCCAAUUUUACAUAAAAAAAAUCAAGUUUAAGGCAUAUUUUGGCAGUGUUUGAUAAAAAGUAUCAUAAAAAUGACUACCUUGAUGAAAAGUUUGUUUAGGACAAAGAUAGGCAACGAAAAUAUCUACAAAAGCAAGCUAAAAAAAUUAAAAUUGGUCAAACGGUUAAAAAGUUAUAGGAUUCUAAAGUUAAAAUUUUUUGUAAAAAGAAGAAAAAAAUGAAUUAAAUCUUCAAAAACUCAUGUUUUGCGUGACUUUGGAAAAAAAAUGAUGUUCUACUAGUUUAUUCGAAAUUUAAUUUGUGAGAAAUUCAUAAAAGAUUGAAAAUCGGUUGAAAAUUGAGAAAGUUAUGGCACUUGAAGUGAAAACACCUUUUUAUUACUCAAAAAUCUCAAUAUUUUUGGCUUGAACUCAGAGGUUUCUCUUUUUGUGUCAUUUGAAUCCAAAAGAGCUUACGAAUUCCAGGUUUCAACAACUUUUGAAAAAUAAGCCGCAGCCUACUAUGUACUGCCUUAAGUCACCACGGUGUGCCAAAAACCGUUAUUAACAAAUAAAAAUGUCCACCCAAGUGGUACCCGGCAUUCGAAAGACACACUAUUCUAGUAUCUCCUCUGAAAAUUUGAAAAUCUUUCAUCGGGGGAAACUAAUGUUUUUGUGAUUUGGAGGUUUUUAGCCAUUUCUAUAGAACUUUCUUAUAUGAGUAAAUAUGCACGCACGGUGUGCCUGAUACCACUAUUAACAAAUAAAAAUGUACUCCAAACUCACACCUGGCGUUCGAAAGAUAUACUAUUCUAGUAUCUCCUCCGAAAAUUUGAAAAUGUUUUAUCGAAAGAAACCAAAGUUUUUACUGUUUGAAGAUUUUCCUCUAUUUUCAUAGAAUAAGCUCAUAUAUGGUAAUAUUGUCAUAGGAUGUUUCAUUGGUUCUUCAAAUCAUAAACAAAUACAUAUUAAUAAGUUUCACUAACACCGUUCCAAAGAUACAACAUUCAAACAACUUCUCUGAAAAUUUGACAACAUUUCAUUGAAUCGCUCGCAAAUUACAGUGGUUUGAAAAUAUCUCAUCAUAUCUUGAUAAAGUGUAAUGAAAAUGUAGUAACUUCAUAGAAUAUUAUUUCAAUUUCUCAUGUUAAUCAUUCCUCGCAAUGAAUAUAUAUUUUGUAACUCAUCUAAAACUUUGAUUAUAAAUCACAUUUUUUGCGAUACUAUUACAAAACUCAGUAGGUGUUUUUAACCGUGUUUAUAGAUAAGGCGAUAGUAUGCAUAUCUCUAAAGAAAUUGAAAUCAAAGCUAAAAAUUGUUGUUACUAAUGAUCAUUCAAAUGUAAAAUUUCUAAAUUCACGGAAGACACGUUAGUAACAUAACGUAUAACAGCUGGGUAGUAAAACUGUUAGCAUUUAGGUUUACUUUAAAUUAAAAGCUUCAAUAUCUUAAACAUUAUACCAACGAUUGACAAAGCUUCCUAGGGAUACCAAAACAUUGGGCUGUUAAUUCAGUUUAACUCUCGUUUCACCAUGAAACGUUUUCAAAUUCACCGACAAGAUACCAAUAUAUUCAUAACGUACUUAAAAACAAAAAAACCGGUGCCAAACACUUAGAAAGUUUAUGUAAUCAACGCUCACGGCGUGCCACAUUUUUAUUUGUAUUCGAGUAGCAGGUAGAACUAUGAAAUAUUAAACUACGCUAAAUGACACUCCUCUCAAUGAAAUGUUGCCAAAUGUGGAGCGGACCUGUUGUGAUGGUUAGAACACUUGACUAUCACGCCGAAGACCUGGGAUCGAAUCCCACUCCCGACAAACUCACAAAAUUUGAGUUCUUUCUUCGGAAGAAAAAAAAAAGCGUGGGUCCCAAGAUGAACUAGCCUAGGGCUAAAAAUCUCGUUAAUACAGCUAAAACAAAAUGUUGCCAAAUUUUCGGAGAAGUUGCUUGAAUAUUUAUUGUACUUUUGGAAUUUGUGAAACUCAUAACGUCGUUCAACACUAGUUCGUGUCAUGGAAUGAGAAAAAAUAAUAAUAGGGGUUUAGGACCCUAGAAACUCUAAUGCGUAUAUGUAUCAGUUAAACACCCCAAGUUCUCAAUUCAAACUUCAAUCUUUAACUGUGAAGUACAAUAUUUUUUCGAAAAUUCUUUCACUAUGACACUUCUAGGAUUCCAAAACCCUGUUCUUUUUUUUCUCAUCUCAUAAUACGUUUUUUUUUAAUUUUGUUUAGCAGUGUUAUUAUUUGUUUAAGAUUGAAGAACACCGUAUGCCAAUAUUUCCAUAUAUGAGCUAAUUCUAUGAAAAUCUAGGGAAAUCUUCAAACAGAAAAAACUUUGGUUUCCCUCGAUAAAACAUUUUCAAAUUUUUGGAGGAGAUACUAGAAUAGUAUAUCUUUCAAACGCCGGGUGUGAGUUUGGAGUACAUUUUUGUUUGUUAAUAGUGGUAUCAGGCAUACCGUGCGUGCAUAUUUACUCAUAUAAGAAAAUCCUAUAGAAAUGGCUCAAAAUCUUCAAAUCACAAAAACUUUAGUUUCCCUCGAUGAAAGAUUUUCAAAUUUUCAGAGGAGAUACUAGAAUAGUAUAUCUUUCGAAUGCCGGGUACCACUUGGGUGGACAUUUUUAUUUGUUAAUAACGGUUUUUGGCACACCGUGUCACUCUAUUGCUCGCUCGUUUGUUCGCUCGUUCAGAACGACAUAGAAAGGAUUGAAUCGCGGUUCAGCGUCGCUUCAUCCGUUUUGCACUUCGCAGGCUUCCCUGGCGUGACCCUCACCGAUUGCCGAGCUAUCAUAGUAGAUGUCGAUUGAUACACCUCAAAACGCUACAAACACGCAGAGAUGUUAUUUAAUAGAGCGAUGAUAAUCGCGGAUUUUCUGCAAGGGAGAAUACACAGCUAAUCGCGUUCGGUAAUUUUUACCGAAAUCUCAACCGCUGAGCGUUCGGUAAUGGAUUUUUAACGAAAUUCUGUAAAAAAAUAACAAAUUUCGGUAAAAUGUUAUCGUUUAUCUGUCAAACUCUAACGAACUUCGGUAAAAGUUGCUACCUUUACCGAAUUUUUCCUGUAAAACAAACUUAACGGUUGAGAUUUCGGUAAAACAUUACCGAAGUCGGUGAUUUUUUCUAACUGUGUAGAUUGUCCUGCUAUUCUUGCACUGAUCGGCAUUAUUGCUCGCAGCAGAAGACUACGAGCUAAUGCCAUGUUACGAUUGCCGCUCCGACGAACUCUUUUUGGACAAAACUGCGCAAUGAUUGGCCUGCAACGUUGUUUUAACACAGUAGCAUCAGGUUUUGACUUCCAUCUUCCCAGACAAACCAUCCGUCGUAAUUUUAUCGAAGAACUCACCUCCAGGAUAGUGGAAUGAAUUGUAUUGUAGUUGUUUUGUUUUACAUAUUAUUCACAGCUAAUCGCGUUCGGUAAUUUUUACCGAAAUCUCAACCGCUGAGCGUUCGGUAAUGGAUUUUUAACGAAAUUCUGUAAAAAAAUAACAAAUUUCGGUAAAAUGUUAUCGUUUAUCUGUCAAACUCUAACGAACUUCGGUAAAAGUUGCUACCUUUACCGAAUUUUUCCUGUAAAACAAACUUAACGGUUGAGAUUUCGGUAAAACAUUACCGAAGUCGGUGAUUUUUUCUAACUGUGUUUGUUUACUGUUAUUUGACCGAGUUUUGCUGUUAGUUUUGAAUGAAAACCAUCAUUGGGACAAUAAGUCUGUAAUAAUGAUAGAUAAAUAAACACUGUGUUCAGCAGUUACUAUAACGUAUUGGCAAGGAAGACUGUGUAGACCCGUAGUGCAGUCGACUCCGGCGGACCCUAACCAAACGUUGACGAAGUAGAUGAGCCCUACUAUCGAUGAAGAACGAAGACAGAUGCAGAACGUUCCGUUCUGUCAGUUGGUAGGAGGGUUCCAGUUCCUGGCACAAGGCACGUGUCCGAACAUUUGUUUCACCGUGAAUCAAGUUAUCCAGUUCUGUAACGACCCGGUAAAAGCGCAUUGAAUAGCGGCAAAUCGUAUUUUGCGAUACCUAAAGGGGUCGCUAGAUCUGCAGCUAAUCUACAGCAAGGAACCAGACGAACAUUUCGUCGGAUCCAACGAUGCGGACUGAGGCAACGAUGUUGAGACACGACUUUUAAUCACUGGAUACGUUGCACACGGUCCACAUACAAUACAAUACAAUACAAUACAUGGCCGUAUCGGCAGCAAUCUGGUGACGAGGACUACGACAGGAGCAAUCUGGAGUAUCCGAGAAUAAUAUGUUGCAACAAUAAAAACGCGAUCGACGUACCUAGCAGCAAAACUUUGGGCAACAGUGUUGUUGUUCUCUCCAUUUCUUGCAACAUAAACAACAUAGUUAUCCAAAGUUUUGCUCAAACAGCAUCAAAUUAGGCAAGGAAUCAUAAUACCCACGCUUUUUGCACCAUUUCAUUGUAGAAACGGAGAAUGACCUUCUCACCAUACUAAAAUUCAGCUCAUUACUACAAAUCUAGUACUACGCCGAACGUGCCCCAUUGGAAUAUGAAUUGUUCAAAAGUUCUGCAAGAUACAUCAAGGUAUCUCUUCAAAUAUUUCUCAUGGAACAACAUCAAGAUGUUUCUUCAUAAAUCUCUAGAAGUUCUUCGAUGCAGUUCUAUAGGAUAGGCUUCAAAGAGUUUCUACAUAAGGCCCUAGAAUUCUUCUAAGAGCACUUUAAUAAAUAAUACCUCCAGGAGUUUCUCUAACAGCUUCUCGAAGUGUUCCUACAGGAAUUCCUCCAAGAACUUCUCAAAUAGUUUGGUUUCUUCUGUAAUUCCUGAUAGGGUUUCAUCAAGAAUUUUCCGUAUGUAUCAAAUUGUCUGAGAAUUUCUCCAAACGAAUUAAAUCAUCAUAGCUUUUUUCCGUUCUUUUUCAGUGAAUAUCUGAAGAAUUCCUCAACAUAUUCGUUCCAAAUUUUAUCAGGUAACUCCUGAAUUGGGGACUACGAAGGUGAUGAUUUUGUUUGCGGUUUUCUGUGAGAAAGUGAAGGAGGGAAGAUUUUUUGCUUUUUUUUUCACUCAUACUCCCAUAAGAAACCCCGUAGGAAGGAAGAGUGUUUCCCGGCUCAUCAACCUUCGUAGUCCCCAAUGAGCUCCUAGAGAAACUUUUCAAGGGACUGCUGGCGAAAUUUCAGAAGAAACUUCAGCAGGAAUUCCUGGAAGAACCUCUGGAGACAUCUGUGCUGAAAAUUUUGAACACAUUCAUGGAGCAAAUUGCGGUAGAAUUUCUAGAGAAAUUGAAGGAAUUUUUAAAGCAACUCCUGUAGUGUUUGCUGAAGGAACUUUUGAAAAAAAUUCUAGAGGAUUUCCUGCAGUAGCUUCUAGAAAGCUUCCUGAAGAAACUUCUUGGGGAAUUUCUCAAGCAAAUUCUCAAGGAUUUCCUUUAGGUAGCUUUUUGUAAAGCAAUUUCUAGAGGAGUUCAUACAGCAACACCUUGUAAAGGAAUUUCUAGCGGAAUACUUGUCGAAUUUAAAGGGAAAACGAAUACAUAACAUAUACGAACAUAUUCAAUUCACCCUUCGUUCCCCUUCCGAUAUAUAUGGCAGGGGGACCGUUUGGUAUGCAAUGCCAAUAACAGUCAUAGCUGCAGAGUGCAGACCAGCGAAAAAACUGCCAUGGGUGGGAAUUAAUAAUUAUGCAAAAGUGAAGCACAAUGUUCCUCCCAUACCGUUCACCUUUCUUCCGUCAGUUCAACCCAGAUUCAAUCAUCUUUCGACUCGGAAGGAAUGUUUUGCCUUCGUCACCUGAGCACAUCAGAGUAAUCUGUGUGACAUUUACGUCUAUCCGCGUUUGACAGAUGGUGCACAAUUUUCGUCUCAAUCUCGAGAAUUGCAUUUCCCAAUUUGAAUCAUGUCCCUGAUGAUGAUGAUGAUGAUGGAUGAUGCAGGUUGUUGAUUCAUCGCCGUC
This is a messenger RNA of Aedes albopictus (Asian tiger mosquito), 20343 nucleotides long. RefSeq lists its product as uncharacterized. The record is from RefSeq and is a predicted model, not a curated record. Lineage: Eukaryota; Metazoa; Arthropoda; Insecta; Diptera; Culicidae. The coding region runs from base 6778 to 7719 and encodes 313 amino acids. The transcript is spliced from 2 exons.